Messenger RNA from Dendronephthya gigantea, 1079 nucleotides. RefSeq lists its product as uncharacterized. Bases 8 to 784 code for a protein of 258 amino acids. The transcript is spliced from 5 exons. NCBI's taxonomy places the organism in Eukaryota, Metazoa, Cnidaria, Anthozoa, Malacalcyonacea, Nephtheidae. The record is from RefSeq and is a predicted model, not a curated record.
AUACAAUAUGGAAUUCCAUCAUAACGCGAUCUCUCAUCUGGCAUUUAACAUUGCAAAACUUGCAGAUUCUUCGAAGCAACGAAAUAAGUUAAGGAGAAAGAUCAGCAAAGAGAAAGAGAGUAUCCAUUCUUUGAUUUCAAAUUAUAAUCGAAUUGCAGACGAACCGCUAAGCAACAUAGAAGAAAUUUUAAAUGGAAAGUUUCCAUGGAAUUCUCGGAACGAGCCAGUUGAUGAGUUGCCUUUGGUAACGAGACGAUCUGUGGUGGAUAAGUUGAUGGAAAUUCAACGGUUUCAGGAGGAAAUCGAAGUUACUAAAAAGGAAAUGUUCCAAUACCUUGAAUAUUACACCAAGAAAUGCCUUCCGGCACUUUAUAGCGAACUUGCAAAAUUGGAAAACCUGCUGCAAGGUAAAAGUCGCAGCCAAUGUGGUGGUGAACAGCCUGUUCUUGCGGUGGAAAGUGCUGUGUGUGUGGCAAAAACCUAUUCUACAAGCUCAGUCAAAAGGACCAUUGUCAGAGGAAAGCUUGCCUUGGUUAACGAAGGAAUUAACUUUGCCAUGCAACAAUUAAGGCUUGGAAUCCAAUCUUUCUUGCCAGUUCUCGGUUUACAAUUGUCUGGAUUCCAGGACAUAAUUGAGUCGCACAAUGACAAUACUAAGCAAUCCUAUGAAGAUGUGGAGGAUGAGCUGGAAAGAGAUACAAAUUUUGAUAUGGAUAGUGAAACCGACAGUGACACUGAUAACGACAAUGAGAGUAUCUAUUCCGAAUGGGAGUUUGACACCUAAGAUGGUCGAUACGUCCCUAAUUAUUCGUGCUUGUUGUAAAAUGUUAUAAUUCGUAAAGUUAUUUUCUUCGCUUUAAAUCCUAAAAAGUCGUUAUAUUAUUUAAACACAACUUCUGAAUUCUGUACAAAAUCAACUUUGUUUCGUAAAGUUAAGGGCGUCCUGGAACAAUACCCUUUUGAAGUCGUAUAUUAUAUUUUGACUUAUUAAAAUAUAAUAUCUUUGUCAAGGCAACAAUUUUUUGGCCGUGGAAAUUAUAAACAGAUAUGAGGAUUUACUUAUGUCAAGUUCUAUAUAU